Messenger RNA from [Torrubiella] hemipterigena, 1118 nucleotides. NCBI's taxonomy places the organism in Eukaryota, Fungi, Ascomycota, Sordariomycetes, Hypocreales, Clavicipitaceae. The record is from the annotation of a GenBank genome assembly.
AUGUUUUUCUAGCGUAUCCAUCCGCUGAACCAGAAGAAAAAAACCUCCUACAGUAGACUACACUAGGCCAGCGGCGCACCGGGGAGGGGCUCGUCAGCAAAUCUCACAUCUCCCGCCCCCACCCGAUACGGGCUCGCCGCAUGGGUCGAGCCCAUCGAGCUAGCGAAAAAUUGCGGGCAGCACAAAGGUUAUGCCAGUAAUAGAUUUUUCUCGUUGCCGGCGGCUCCAGGUACCUGGGUGACAAGGAGGGGAGAGGGACCCGGCACUCACUUAAAAGCCACCCCGAUCCGGCCGGUCAUUGUUUUGUUUCCCAUUGUUACCGACUUCUUUGCAACCUUGUACACAUCUUCUUUCGUCUCAACUUACAUCCCAAUCCAAUCACAAUGGUUGCUCUCCUUACUCUCCUCGCCGGCGCCGCCAUAGCCGUCCCUGCCCUCUCUGCUGGCGUCCCCGAUGGCUGCCCUGCGCCCAACUGGAACAUUGACGAGCUUCACUGGUUCAACGGCUCGUCGAGCCUCAACUGCUUCGGCACCGACCGCUCCAAGAGCGGCUGCUACACCGGCAACGCUGCCGACAACUACUGGGUGCAGCCCAUUUCCGAGGACGACUGCCGCAACAACAAGAAGGGCUCUUGGGUUCCUGUCUGUGCUACUGGCUUCCGCACCUACCAGCCCUGGGGUUACGGCUCGCCCGAGUACAUUACCCUCAAGGGCCCCAAGACCGACUGCCGCGAUACCUACAAGGGCUACCGCAACUACGAGAUUGGUGGUGGCCGCAUCGAUCUCUGCAGCUCCCACGCCGAGAGCAUCGUCAACUUCUACGCUUCUAGCCUUGCUGAGUCCUCGACUGCUCGCAUCGAGCGCUACAUGAGCGGUUCUUACUCUGGCACCUGCACCAACGGUAGCAGAAUCGCCUACCACGGCUCUGUCGAGUUCCAGCUCGACUGCUCUUUCGACCCUGAGCGCAACUCUACUUGCACGGCUACCAACAUUAACAUCCCCGUCACCGACUACACCAUUAGCAACUAAAAUAAUACGAUUGAAAUGAUACAUGUACAUAAUACUAUGCUAUUAUAGACGAAAUAGAAUAUUCGAAAAGAAAAAUUGAUCUAUACAUUU